GUGAGUCGGGCGGUCGAGCUCAUGGUGGCUCAUGUGGAGAAUCUGAGGAGGCGACAAGACAGAAACGUGGCAGAGCUGGAAGAGGCCAAGAAGACGCUCCAGCAGCAGAACAUCAGCGACCCCAGAGCCUCACCAGAUCCAGAGGAAGGUGACAGCAGAAAGAGAAGCUCUCAGCAGAGCAGCAGCCGUCGAAGGGUCAGUAUAUCAGUCAUCACCAGCCAAACCCAGGAGAAGAGAAAGCGGGACGUGAAGAAGCGGGCAGCUCAUGGAGGGUCCUCUGGCAGGAAGUCCUGCCCGUCUCCAUCCCAGAGCUCAGAGUCCAGCUGCUCCGCCAUGGCCAAGGACGACAGCUGCUCAGUGGACGACAGGCAACUUGAUCCGGAUGAAACUCCAUCAGAAGUUUCAGCUGUUCAGCUUCCUGCAGACCCCUCUCCAUCCCCCGUCCCCAACCCAGAGUGUCCCCCAUCAAAACAAGCGGUCACCAGAAAAACCCAGAACAAAAACACCCCCCUGGAUACUUUGAGACAGAGACACAAGGGCAAAGCUGUGCUGUCAAAGAAGAAGUUAGACAAGGACAAAAGAAGUGCGAGUAUCUACCGGCGGAUCUCUGCGGGCACGUGUGGAUCUUUGUGGAGACACCGUCCCCUGGCUCACUGGCUGUACCGCUGUCGCUGGGUCGUCCUCUGCUUGUACCUGCUCAUGCUUUUCUGUGUCGUCACGUUGACUUACUUGUUGUGGAAGCUUCAUGAUGGAGCGUUUGAGGCGUGAUCUGUUCGACUGGAUUACACACCACGUCACCAGGACGUUGUCUGACUGUGAACAUUAGUGUGUAGACCAGCUGUCUUUAAAGCUCUUUGUAUAUGAAUAUAUCACAUUUUGAUGUAAGACUUUCUGGUUGUUCAUCCAUGUGUUCUGAAAUACUUUGUGUUCCUUUAUCUCAGAUAAAAAACCUUCUACAUAAAAAUGCCACAAACAUCAUUUUCAGUCACAUUUUUUUAUUAUAAAUAUACAAAAAAUAUCAAAACUGAUACAAUCACUUGGUUAGUAAAAAACACCAAACUGCAGUGAAAACAUUCAUCAAACCACCAUUAAAGGCAUCAGUGAUUAAUUAUUAAAAGUUAAUAGCAAACGUUAAAAUUCAGCUUACUUCACGUCCUGGCUAGACAGAUGUUAAACUUUAACUAUAUAUAUAUAUAUAUAUAUAUAUAUAAAUGCAUUUUCAAAGGUGUAUCAAGAUUUUAGUAAUAAGUCUCUAUGUUGCAAGAGGGAAACUUUAAAUAAUAGAUAAAUAUGGUGUAACAUUUAAAUUAU
Molecule: messenger RNA, 1311 nt
Organism: Seriola aureovittata
Lineage: Eukaryota; Metazoa; Chordata; Actinopteri; Carangiformes; Carangidae
Gene: irag3a
Product: serine/arginine repetitive matrix protein 2
Exons: 7
Coding region: 22-768 (248 amino acids)
Source: RefSeq, a predicted model, not a curated record